AUGUAUGUUUUAACAUUUCAGUCCAUCUCCUGUCUUAUUCUUGCCUACCUGGUGACGGAUGAUCAAUUCGGUCGAUAUAUAAAGGAUGAAUCCAUUCAGUUCAUCAUAAACAAUAUUGAGAAUAACUUCAGACAUCAGAAAGGGCCUCGGAGGUCUUUUGAAACCUCUGAACUUUGUCUGGCAUUGCGAGAGAUGGCGAAGAAUGACACUUCCAUUAGUCGCAUACUGCAGUGUGGUGGUAUCCAAGCUCUGGGAAGUGUUCUGGCCAAGGGAACCUCGAGAGAGAAGUGUGCCGCCGCCCUGGCCCUCCUCUCCCUCGCCCUCCAUGAGUCGACGACGGCGACCGCACGGACUCAGAUCCACUCCACUUUGGCUAGCGAUAUCAACGCCCAGUUGAGUACGCUGCGCAGCCAAAUGCCCGUGUCCAUCAGUGCGGAGGGGCGACGAGGCGCGAUCGAAGACAUGGUGGAGGACUACAAGAGCUUCAAGAGCUGGAUCCUGGAGAGGGGCAACUUACUGCCAGAGGUGAAGGCCAUUUCACCGGUGGAUAGGAGGAUUAAAACAGCGCUCUGGAUGCAAAGCAUCUUUCAAAGGCUACAAUGGGAGAUUCAUGCUGAUGACGAACUCCACGAUCGGCAAAGGAUGGGCAAAGUGGAGGAGAAGGAACGAGCGCACGUCAUGCUGAGCUACAGCUAUGUGCAGAAAAACAUCGCACACAAGAUCGCACGUGCAGUUAGCGAGUCCGGAUAUCGGAUUUGGCUAGACACAGAACACAUGCACACCGAGCCCGACAUAAUGGACGCAAUAGCAAUUGCGGUAAAACGAGCUUUUGCAGUAUGCAUCCUCUACUCAGAAGCCUACAAACGCUGUCCCAACACCAGAAUGGUUGUCUUCCUCUGGUUGCCAUUGGCAGAGGCACAGUAUGCACAGAAGUUGGAUAAGCCGAUGAUCUUCUGCCGAGUGGAGCAGGGCUACUUGCCAGAUGGGUGGUUGGGUGUCCUCACAGCCAGACGGACCUGCAUCGACUUCUCGGGAAAGUUCACCUUCGAAGACGCCUCCAGUGAACUCCUGCACCGUCUGGCCAACAUCAAAAUGUCCGUCAGGGACAACAAGGCCGAGAUUUAUGACAAAAGUUUGGUGACAUAUCAGACCAACGAAAUCAGUCUUUGGGAUAUGGAAAAAGUCAACGAGUGGUUUAUGAACCAAGGCCUUCCCAUUGUUUAUAGGGAGAACAUAAGUGGGAAGGACCUUCUCUUUCUCAAGAAAAUGCAAUCAUCAGCGCCAGAGUCGUUCUUCCGUUUCCUCUCGGAGACCUGGAAAAUCGCCUCGGUUCCGGUCAUGCGAUCAUUUGCUGAGGCGCUUGAAAAACUUUGA
Echinococcus granulosus is the source of this 1374-nucleotide messenger RNA. RefSeq lists its product as hypothetical. The transcript has 7 exons. Gene Ontology annotation, biological process: signal transduction. Lineage: Eukaryota; Metazoa; Platyhelminthes; Cestoda; Cyclophyllidea; Taeniidae. The coding region runs from base 1 to 1374 and encodes 457 amino acids. The record is from RefSeq and is a predicted model, not a curated record.